Arxiozyma heterogenica is the source of this 2583-nucleotide messenger RNA. RefSeq names its product metallo-aminopeptidase (gene APE2). The record is from RefSeq and is a predicted model, not a curated record. NCBI's taxonomy places the organism in Eukaryota, Fungi, Ascomycota, Saccharomycetes, Saccharomycetales, Saccharomycetaceae. Gene Ontology annotation, molecular function: zinc ion binding; peptide binding; metalloaminopeptidase activity. Gene Ontology annotation, cellular component: cytoplasm. Gene Ontology annotation, biological process: peptide catabolic process; proteolysis. The transcript has a single exon. The coding region runs from base 1 to 2583 and encodes 860 amino acids.
AUGGAUCGUGAAAUUUUACCAAGGAAUGUUACCCCAUUGCAUUAUGAUUUGCAGAUGGAGCCUAAUUUUGAAACCUUUAAAUUCGAGGGUAUUACCACCAUUGAUUUGAAGGUUAAUGACACUUCAAUAGAUACAAUUAGCGUAAACUCUGUGGACAUCGAAUUCCAUUCGGCUUCUAUUAAUGGUGUAGAUGCAUCUAGUAUAAAAACUGAUAAGGAAUCUCAAGUAACUGCUCUAAAUUUUCCGCAAGGUACUGUUAAAAAUGAAGCCAGAGACACGGAUCAUAUUAAAUUGACCAUCAAAUUCACCGGUAUUUUGAAUGAUAACAUGGCAGGGUUUUAUCGUGCAAAAUAUGAAGACAAAGCUACCGGCAAGACAAAAUAUAUGGCCACUACACAAAUGGAACCUACUGAUGCAAGACGUGCAUUCCCAUGUUUUGAUGAACCAAAUUUGAAAGCCACUUUUACUAUUACACUGAUUUCUUCCCCUGAAUUGACUCAUUUAUCUAAUAUGGAUGUCAAUAAAGAAAUUAUUGAAAAUGGUAAGAAAUAUACCACUUUUAAUCCAACUCCAAGCAUGUCUACCUAUCUUGUAGCCUUCAUUGUGGCCGAAUUAAAAUAUGUAGAAAAUAAUGAGUUCCGUAUCCCGGUUAGAGUAUAUGCUGCCCCAGGUGAAGAGCAUCUAGGUCAAUUUGCUGCUGAUUUAACCGCUAAAACAUUGGCUUUCUUUGAACAAUCAUUUGGUAUCAAAUACCCACUACCUAAAAUGGAUAAUGUUGCUGUCCCUGAAUUUUCUGCAGGUGCAAUGGAAAAUUGGGGGCUUGUGACAUAUCGUGUUGUAGAUUUAUUACUGGAUAAAGAAAAUUCUACAUUGGAUCGUAUUCAAAGAGUCGCUGAAGUUGUGCAACAUGAAUUGGCUCAUCAAUGGUUUGGUAACUUGGUUACCAUGGAUUGGUGGGAAGGUUUAUGGUUAAAUGAAGGUUUUGCCACUUGGAUGUCUUGGUAUUCAUGUAAUGAGUUCGAAUCUGAAUGGAAAGUCUGGGAACAAUAUGUUACAGACACUUUGCAACAUGCUUUAUCUUUAGAUGCAUUAAGAUCAUCUCAUCCAAUUGAAGUUCCUGUGAAAAGAGCCGAUGAAAUUAACCAAAUUUUUGAUGCUAUUUCUUAUUCAAAAGGUGCUUCUUUAUUAAGAAUGAUUUCUAAAUGGUUAGGUGAAGAUGUUUUUAUCAAAGGUGUUUCACAAUAUUUGGAAAAGUUUAAAUAUGGUAAUGCUAAGACUGAAGACUUAUGGGAUGCUCUAACUGCUGCAUCUGGUAAAAAUGUUACUGAAGUUAUGAAUAUUUGGACCAAGAAAGUUGGAUUCCCUGUUAUCACUGUUAAAGAAGAGGGUAAUGAAAUUACUUUUACCCAGAAUCGUUAUUUCUCUACUGGUGAUGUAAAGCCAGAAGAAGAUGAAACUUUAUAUCCAGUCUUUUUAGCUUUGAAAUCUAAAAAUGGUGUUGACUCAUCUUUAGAAUUGAAGGAAAGAUCUAUGACAGUUAAAUUAGAUGAUGUAGAUUUCUUUAAGGUUAAUGGUGAUCAAUCUGGCAUUUAUAUCACUUCAUAUUCUGAUGAAAGAUGGAAAAAAUUAGGGCAACAAGCGAAUCUGUUAUCUGUUGAAGAUCGUACUGGCCUUGUGGCUGAUGUGAAGGCCUUAUCUACAUCAGGCUACACUUCUACUGUUAAUUUCUUGGAACUUGUAUCUAGUUGGAGAGAUGAGAAAUCGUUUGUUGUAUGGGAACAGAUUUUGAAUAGCAUUUCUUCGUUUAAGACGACCUGGAUCUUUGAACCACAAAAUGUUACAGAAGGUAUCAAUGCAUUUGUUAGAGAUUUGGUUACCAAAAAAAUGAAUGAAAUGGGCUGGGAUUUCUCUAAAAAUGAGGAUUUUGCCACUAAGAGAUUGAAAGUGACAUUAUUUGGUGCUGCUUGUGCUGCUAGAGAACAACAAGUGGAAAAAGCUGCAAUUGAAAUGUUUGAAAAGUAUGCAGCUGGUGAUAAGAAUGCUAUUCCAGCUUUAAUUAAACCCGUUGUAUUUAACACAGUUGCUAGAAUUGGUGGGAAGGAAAAUUAUGAGAAAAUUUAUUCGUUAUACAAGAACCCAGUUUCCACAGAUGAAAAAUUGGCAGCUUUAAGAACAUUAGGUAGAUUUAAGGAACCGGAAUUAUUGGAGAGAACUUUAGGUUAUUUAUUUGACGGUACAGUCUUAAACCAAGAUAUUUACAUUCCUAUGCAAGGUAUGAGAACACAUAAAGAGGGUGUAGAAGCCCUAUGGAACUGGACUCAAAAAAAUUGGGAUGAAUUAUCAAAGAGAUUACCACCAGGUUUGUCUAUGUUGGGUUCCGUCGUCAUGCUCGCCACAUCUGGUUUUACUAGUCUUGAUGCCAAGAAAGAAAUUAAACAAUUUUUUGACAACAGAUCUACUAAGGGUUUUGACCAAAGUUUAGCCCAAUCCUUAGACACUAUUACAUCUAAGGCACAAUGGGUCAACAAAGAUCGUGACGUUGUUAUUACUUAUUUAAAAGAGCAUGGCUACUACAAAGAUUAG